UACCCACAGUGUUCACAGAGUACAGGUUUCUGUGCACAAAUGCACAGCAUAUGUGCAUUUUAAAAAAUGAGCAUUGCUCUCAUAUGUUACAAAGAAUGCUGAUAUUCACAUGGUAUUCAGGUAAAUAUUCGGUACUUCUGUAAUGUGUGAAGUAGCCCUUGGUUAAAAGGAGAUCUUUGAAGUAUCCGACAUAAAUGUGUAAAAUCUGUAGCUCACCCAAAUGUAACAUGAGUAAUACAUCAGUCAUUUUUUCUCCUGCCAAGUAGGAGCUUUUAAAUAAUGAGAUAUUCCAAUAGCUUUAAUUUUGGACCACUCUUGGUACUAAAUACUGAGAUGUAAAGUAUUCUGUAUGAAACAUUGAGUGUAAUGUAGUUUUUAAAGCAACUGUUUGCACAACAUGUUUUCUGCCUACACAUGAGCAGUCCUCACACAUUAGUUUGGGCAGACAUAACAUAUGAAGUGGACAAUUGCAGAUAUGGCGGGUAGCUAUUGCCAUUGCCAUCAUUACAUUGAUUGCUUCCGUUUAUGUACCAAAAAUAGUCAAAGAGCCUUUCUUGAAAAUGUUUCUGAAAAGCUGGCGAAAUUUGAUUAAGAUGAUUGGAUCAUAAGAGGGGAUCUUAAUUUAGUGGAUGAUUAAUAAAAAGGUCAUAUAAAAAAGAACAAUAUUAUUUCAGGCUGUCUAGCAAAUAUAUGUACUUAAUAUGACUUAAAAGAUAUUUGGUGGUUAAACCAUCCAAAUGAGAGAGGUUUAUUCUAACAGAAAGAAAACUUAUUCUAGACUGGACUACAUUUUUAUAUUUUUCUGGCUUAGCAAGUCAAACCUUACCUGCCAAUAUAAGAGAAUUAAUCUGGUACCUUAAUGACCUAAAGAGACAGUCUGGGGUGCAUAUUAAGCAUUCAUCAGAGGAAAAUGCAUCAAUGCUUCAAAUUGUCUUUUUUAAAAGGAACCUGCUAACUGAGCAACAAGGCAUCUUUUUAAAAGUGGUGAUUCUCUUUAUUUAGCAGGGAGAGAGCAACUGGCCCUAUCCAUCCCCAGCACAACCUCCCUCCAGUGGCUGUUUCUGGUGGCUAUCUUAUGUUUCUUUUUUAGAUUGUGAGCCCUUUGUGGACAGUUUGUCCCCAGUUUGGCGCUGUUUAGCUUCUUAAAGGCAGAGUGCUGCUUCUUCUUAAAUUUGCUCACCCCUUGUCUUCCACUCUGUAGAUUAAUUAGACAAGAGGAAGAGGGUAUUCUUUGAGGCACAGAGUCCCAUUUUCUUUUCUUCAAUAAAGGGAGGCAUAAGGAGCUAUAUUCCUAUCAUAUGCCGUUUCUUAGAUAAAAACCUGAAAACCAAAUUAAAAGGAUAAAAAUUACUUAAAUGGUACUUUUUCUGAAACAGAAAUCAACUUAGAGGAGAUUGGUGCCCCUUCCCCAUGGCACCAGCACAGCAUUAGAUGAAUAUCAGCCAGAAACAUUCAAUACCCAUGGGACUGGACAGUACUUGGAGGGUGUUGAGGGGAGAUCAUCAACCAGGGAUACUCUGAGGAAGAAUGAAUCUGGCAAAUACAAUAGCAGGCUUUUUCUCUUCCCUCUUUUGAGGAGCCAUUGGACACCUUCUAUUACUAAUUUCUUGGAGCAAGCAGUGAUAACCACAACCUAACCCUUUCAAAGAAAAGGGGAGGCCUGGGGUUAGAGUUUCAGCAUGCAUUCAUGGCAUGUAGCCAUAUCCCACCCUCUAGCAGUGUGGCUGAAAGAGGUGAAGUCCAUGAGUAGAAGGCCUGCAUUAGUUGGAGGAUGUGUGCAGGAAGGAGGAUUUCUUGGAAGUCUGGGGAUACUCUUUCUAUUUAUGUUUUCCUAAAGAGCAAAGUGUGGGGUUAGUGGAGUGUUCUGAUGCUUUAGUUAAGAAGCCACUGCCUCUUCUGCUCCAAGUCUGCCACCUCUGCUAUGCUGAAUGUAAUGGGUAUAAAAUGUUGUUUCUAUCAGGUGGUAUAUAAAUAAAUAUAACUAGCUGCAGAAAUGUUAAAAUACCUUUCCCCUCUUUUAGAUAAAGCACAUUUCAUAUGUUACUUUGGAGAACUGUCCAAUAAAGCAUUUUUCUUGUAUGCCCCAUUGCAUUUCAAUAAAAUCUGUCCUGCAUUUCUCAUUCACUGUGAUUCAUGUUCUCAGCCACAAUUGCAGUAAUAUUAAACCCUUUUCUUUGUUUAGCACAAUAGACAUUUCUUGAUUUGUAGAAGAAAAAAUAAAUUCUGAAAAACAAGAUUCACAAUGGGCUAACAUAUUAUGGGGUUCUGCAGUCUGGCCAUGACAAUCUGGCCAUGACUUCUAUUUUCAGCAAGUGUCAUGUGUUAUAAUUAGAACUCUGCUGACAUUACAUUUCAUAGGGUCAUAGCUGAUGUGAGGGUUGUGAAUGGCUUUAGCAAAACAGUCAAGAAUUGUGACAUUUCUGUUGCACAGAAAUGAAUGAGCUAUGGAAAACCAGGAAUUGCAUCCAAUGACUUAGGGUAUCAUCUUGUAUAUAUCAAGUUCCUAUAUGCAAUAGCAAUGCAGAAAACUAAAGCCAGACACUGAAUCAAAAUGUGGAAGAGCCAUGACUGAAACAGCAGUUUGCAUAGACUCAUUUACAGCUAUUAAGGCACUUUGGGAAGUCAGAAUCCAGAAAAUAAAUGAGGAGCUCCGCAAGGAAAAGGAAUUCGGUCAGAAGGCUGCAGGGAGACUGACACUUGUUUGGGAAGAGAGAGUGAGUUUGGCCAAGCUCAAAGAAAAAGUAGUCACUGAAGAUGGAAGGAUUAUUUUAAAGAUUGAACAUGAAGAAUGGCAGACUCUACCAUCCUGCUUACUGAAACUGAACCACCUCCAGGAAUGGCAGCUUCACAGAACUGGUUUGGUAAAAAUCCCUCAAUUCAUUGGUCGCUUUGAAAAUCUCAUUGUGCUAGAUCUAUCUCGAAAUGCCAUUGCGGAGUUACCUAGGGAGAUCGGUCAAUUGUCCCAUCUCCAAGAGCUGAUCCUCAGUUACAAUAAGAUCAAAUUUGUCCCUAAAGAGCUAAGCAAUUGUGUCAGUUUAGAAAGACUGGAGCUGGCGGUGAACAGAGACAUCUGUGACCUUCCCCAUCAGCUUAGCAACCUGAAGAAGCUUUAUCACCUAGAUCUGAGUAUGAACCAGUUUACUACUUUCCCAUCAGUCAUCCUGGAUAUGCCAAACCUGGAAUGGUUAGACAUGGGGAGCAAUAAACUUAAAGAAAUCCCUGGCAAUAUUGACAGAGUAGAAAGCCUACAUACUUUGUGGCUCCAACGCAAUGAAAUAACUCAUUUGCCAGAAGCCAUUCGUAACCUACACAAUCUGAGUACACUUGUCCUCAGCAACAACAAACUCCAAGAUAUUCCUGAUUGCAUGAAAGACAUGGCAAACCUAAGAUUUGUCAACUUCAGAGACAACCCACUGAAGCUGCAGGUAACACUACCACCAUGCAAGAAUGCUGAAGAGGAGGAAGAACGGGAACUGUAUGGUGUCCAGUUCAUGCAUGCUUACAUUCAGGAGUCACUCAGCAGAAAAGAAAAUAUGGAAAAUGAUAUUCUAGCUGCUGAUACUGCCAUCAACAAGACAGCAGAGCAAAAGGUUGGUGGAAGAGGAACGUCCCUAUACAGAUAGAUACUGGCCCAAGGGCACCAACAGUGGCACCAUCUCCCCAGCCUCCAUUUAAACACAGUUUAUCUGCCCUACUACCCACAUGAAUGUUUUAGUAGGUGGAUGGAUUAUGCUUCGAAUUGUCAACGUCAAUCCUAGUCUUAAGGAGGCAAUUAUUAGACCGCUUCUAAAGAAGCCUACCUUGGAUCCCUCGGAGCUGAGUAACUACAGGCCUGUCUCCAACCCUCUGUGCCUGGGCAAGGUAAUUGAGAGGGUGGUGGCCUCCCAGCUCCAGACAGUCUUGGAGGAAAUGGAUUAUCUAGACCCAUUUCAAACUGGCUUCCGGGUUGGCUAUGGGGUGGAGACUGCCUUAGUCAGCCUGAUGGAUGAUCUCCAACUGGCAAUUGACAGAGGAUGUGUGACUCUGUUGGUCCUUUUGGACCUCUUGGCGGCUUUCGAUACUAUCGACCAUAGUAUCCUUCUGGACCGUCUGAGGGGGUUGGGGGUGGGAGGCACUGCUUUGCAGUGGUUCCGCUCCUACCUCUCGGGCAGGUUCCAGAUGGUGUCCCUUGGAGACUGCUGUUCUUCAAAAUCUGAACUUUUGUAUGGUGUCCCUCAGGGCUCUGUAUUGUCUCCGAUGUUGUUUAACAUCUACAUGAAACCGCUGGGAGAGAUCAUCAGGAGAUUUGGUGCAGGGUGCUAUCAGUAUGCUGAUGACACCCAAAUCUAUUUCUCCAUGUCAGCAUCAUCGGGAGAGGGCAUAACCUCCCUAAAUGCCUUCCUGGACUUGGUAACGGGCUGGACGAGGGAUAACAAACUGAGACUGAAUCCAGAUAAAACGGAGGUACUCAUUGUGCGGGGCUGGAACUUGAGAGACGAUUUUGAUCUGCCUGUUCUGGAUGGGGUCACACUUCCCCAGAAGGAACAUGUACGCAGUCUAGAGGUGCUUCUGGAUCCAAGUCUCUCCUUGGUGUCCCAGGUUGAGACAGUGGCCAGAAGUGCCUUCUAUCAGCUUCGGAUGAUAUGCCAGCUGCAUCUAUUUCUUGAGUUAGACGACCUCAAAACAGUGGUACAUCUGCUGGUAACCUCCAGACUGGAUUACUGCAAUGUGCUCUAUGUGGGGCUGCCCUUGUACGUAGUCCGGAAACUACAGUUGGUCCAGAAUGCGGCAGCCAGGCUGGUCUCUGGGUCAUCUAGGAGAGACCAUAUUACUCCCGUAUUGAAGGAGUUACACUGGCUGCCAAUAUGUUUCUGGGCAAAAUACAAGGUGUUGGUCAUAACCUAUAAAGCCCUAAACAGCUUGGGCCCUGGGUUUUUAAGAGAACGGCUUCUUUGUAAUGAACCCCGCCGCCCAUUGAGAUCAUCAGGAGAGGUCCGUCUGCAUUUGCCACCGGCUCGUCUGGUGGCUACUCAGGGACGGGCCUUCUCCGUUGCUGCCCCGAGGCUUUGGAAUACGCUCCCUAGUGAAAUAAGAGCCUCCCCAUCUCUGACAUCCUUUAAAAAGUCCUUAAAGACGCAUUUCUUCACCCAGGCUUUUAACUGAUAUUGUUUUGAUUGUUUUGAAUGUUGUUUUUAGAAUAUUGUUUUAAAAUUUUAAAUUGUGUUUUAAAUUUCUUGCUUUAAAUUUUUUUGUUUUGUUUUUGAUUAAUGUUUUACUUUUUAAUCUUGUUGUAAAGCGCCCAGAGACAUAAGUUUUGGGCGGUGUAAAAAUAUAAAUAAAUAAAUAAAUAAAUAAAUAAAAUAUCAAGCUUCAGAUUUACU
This is a messenger RNA of Hemicordylus capensis (graceful crag lizard), 5360 nucleotides long. It is a transcript of the gene LRRC39, whose product is annotated as leucine rich repeat containing 39. Lineage: Eukaryota; Metazoa; Chordata; Lepidosauria; Squamata; Cordylidae. Gene Ontology annotation, molecular function: protein binding. The record is from RefSeq and is a predicted model, not a curated record. Bases 2565 to 3623 code for a protein of 352 amino acids. The transcript is spliced from 10 exons.